AUGCCAGAGAAUGCUAAAUAUAUACAACCCCGUAAUGCCUCGGAAUUUCGAUACCAUGCCUCUACAGAGACAGGCCGUUACGACACAAAGGCUCAUGUCAACCUCAAUCAUAACCUAAGUGCCAAGAUAUCAAACCCAUUAGCCGGUAUCCCCAAAGAACUUCUCCUCGACGAAGUUACUAGGUUUUCUGAAUGGCACGGUUUAUGCGAAUACGUUCCGCUCAUGCGCAAGGGGGCCCUCGUUGCCCAAGAUCCUGCCAAUUUCGAAGACAUCGAGGGCCCCGAAGCACUUUGCGUGGAUGAGAAAGAGGCAUUGAGAACAGAGGCAGCACAUAAAUGGAGGAUCCCUCGGCUUCUUUACUUGACGAUAAUCACCUGUUCGAUCGGGGCAGCUGUUCAAGGAUGGGACCAGGAAGGAAGCAACGGAGCGAACCUAACAUUUCCCCAGCAAUUCGGCAUCAGCGGGAAUGCGGAUCGUGAUGUGCUCCUAGUUGGUCUCAUCAACUCAGCCCCUUAUAUCGGAUCGGCUCUCAUCGGGUGCUGGCUUUCGGAUCCGCUGAAUAAUCUCUUUGGCCGAAGAGGGACAAUUUUUAUAUCAGCGAUAUUUUGCCUAGUUACCCCUAUCAGUGGGGCUUUAAGUACAACAUGGAAACAGCUCUUCAUGUCAAGAAUACUUCUCGGUGUCGGUAUGGGUAUCAAGGCUUCAACCGUACCUAUAUUUGCAGCCGAGAAUAGCCCAGCUUCAAUCCGUGGUGCUUUGGUGAUGUCGUGGCAGCUAUGGACGGCCUUUGGUAUAUUGCUCGGAUGUUCCGCCAAUUUAGCAGUCGGCCAACUUGGUGAACUCUCCUGGCGACUCCAAAUUGGCUCAGCUUUCAUCCCGGCAGUUCCACUUACGCUUCUUAUUCUGUUUUGCCCAGAGUCGCCGCGUUGGUAUGUGAAGAAAGGAAAAUACAAAAAAGCUAUGAAGACGCUCUUGCUCCUACGCAACCAUCCCAUACAAGCAGCCCGCGAUCUAUAUGCUAUUCAAGCCCAAGUUGAGAUUGAGAACAGGGCUGCCAGCGAAUCGACUUACUUCAAGCGGCUUAUACAACUAUUUACAAUUCCUCGCGUCAGAAGAGCGACUCUAGCCUCAUUCGCGGUUAUGAUAGGGCAGCAGAUGUGUGGCAUCAAUAUCAUAGCCUUCUAUUCGUCUACUGUCUUCAAGGAGGCUGGAACUUCCGAAUUUAAUGCCUUACUUGCGUCGUGGGGGUUCGGUCUAGUCAAUUUCAUCUUCGCUUGGCCGGCUAUCUGGACAAUUGACACCUUCGGUCGGCGUUCGCUGCUUUUGUUCACGUUUCCCAACAUGGCAUGGUCGCUAUUAGCUGCCGGUCUCUGCACGCUCAUCCCGAAGACCUCCGGAGCCCACGUGAGCCUAGUAGCAUUGUUCGUCUACAUAUUCGCAAUAUUCUAUUCGCCCGGCGAAGGUCCCGUGCCAUUUACCUACAGCGCGGAGGCGGCAGUCUUGUCAAUCACAUUCCCAAAGAUCCUCGCAGCUACGGGUGUUUUGGGCGCAUUUUGCCUAUACGCAGGGUUCAACGUCGCAGCUUUCAUUAUGAUCUUCCUGUGGAUGCCCGAGACGAAGCAGCGUACCCUCGAAGAACUCGACUAUGUCUUUGCCGUACCUACAAGUGUCUUCAUCAAGUACAAUUCCACGAAGGCAGUUCCAUGGUGGUUUAAGCGUUAUAUUUUGUGGCGACGUGAUGCUACCCUUGAGCCCCUAUACCAUUUCGAUAGAGUUAACGAUACCAUUGCCGAUCCGCCAAGUAUCGCAACACAGGAUGAACCAGUGACAGCUAGCGAAACGGGGGCCACUAUUAAUACUAGAGAGUCCAUCGUGGCCACGGAAACACAAAGCUUCGCUACAGCCACCGGCGCCGAUACUAUUACUGUGUUUUCUCAAGCUGAUAGAGAAGCAGUGGCUCUUCGUCGCUAUUCUUGGCACGGCCCUGGUCCUCGUAGACAUACCGUUACUGACGAAACAUAUUUCGUCUAG
Molecule: messenger RNA, 2031 nt
Organism: Hypoxylon trugodes
Lineage: Eukaryota; Fungi; Ascomycota; Sordariomycetes; Xylariales; Hypoxylaceae
Exons: 10
Coding region: 1-2031 (676 amino acids)
Biological process (GO): transmembrane transport
Cellular component (GO): membrane
Molecular function (GO): myo-inositol:proton symporter activity
Source: RefSeq, a predicted model, not a curated record